CCUUUAUAUAUGUCUAUGGUUCCUACUCACGAGCGCGGUCCUCGUGCUGACACUUUCCGUCGGAACUCUACCGGAACGACAUUUUAAAAAAAAAACAAUGGCCGACAAGUUAGAGGAAGUCAAGACGUCCAACGGGGAGGACCCCUUAGCCAACGGACCGUCCCACGCCAGCCGCAGCAACCCGGAGCCUCUUUCCCGCCGCGUGAAGCGAAUAGUGGCCGCCAAUUUACUGGUCAUUCUCACCGUCGUCGGCGUUAUCAUCGGCGUCUUCAUCGGGCUCGGCGUGCGUAACGUGGCGCUGACCCGCACCCAGGUCAUCUACAUCGGCUUCCCCGGCGAGCUGCUCAUCCGCCUGCUGAAGAUGAUCAUCAUCCCCCUGGUGGUGUGCAGUUUAGUGUCCGGAGCGGCCAGCAUAGACCCAAAAGCCCUGGGGAAGUUAGGCGGAUGGGCAAUGCUCUUCUUCCUGGUCACCACGCUCAUAGCCUCGACCAUCGGGGUGGUGAUGGCCUUCAUCAUCAACCCGGGCUCGGUGGCCAUGACCAAGCCCACACUGGCCGACGUGGACGACAGCGUGCCUGAGUCCAAAGAGGUCAUAGACUCCUUUUUAGAUUUGAUCAGAAACAUCUUCCCUUCCAACCUGGUGUCUGCUGCCUUCCAGUCAUACGCAACCAGCUACAAGCUAGUGAAAACCAAUGGCACAAAUGGCCUCCCCAACAUCACAGUGGAGAAGGUUCCCUUUGGAACAGACCAGGACGGCAUGAAUAUUCUGGGCCUGGUGGUGUUUGCCAUCGUGUUUGGCGUGGCAUUGAGGAAGUUGGGGGAGGAAGGCGAGAUCUUGAUUAAGUUUUUCAACUCCUUCAACGAAGCCACCAUGGUGCUGGUCUCCUGGAUCAUGUGGUAUGCCCCUGUAGGUAUCAUGUUCCUUGUUGCUGGCAAGAUUGUGGAGAUGGACGAAGUCGAUAAGCUGUUUGCCAGCUUGGGGAAAUACAUUGCUUGCUGCAUUGUCGGACACCUCAUCCACGGCGGCAUCGUAUUGCCCGCCAUCUACUUGAUCUUCACGAGGAAGAAUCCAUACAAGUUCUUGUGGGGGAUAUUCACAGCUCUGGCCACAGCUUUUGGAACGGCCUCCAGCUCCGCCACGCUGCCGCUGAUGAUGAAGUGCGUGGAGGAAAACAACGGCGUCUCCAAGCAAAUCAGCCGCUUCAUCCUCCCAAUCGGCGCCACAGUCAACAUGGACGGCGCCGCGCUCUUUCAGUGCGUGGCGGCUGUUUUCAUUGCUCAGCUAAACGGCGUCUCCCUCAACUUCAUCCAAGUCAUUACCAUCCUCGUGACGGCAACGGCGUCAAGUGUUGGAGCUGCUGGCAUCCCCGCUGGUGGGGUGUUAACCCUCGCUAUCAUCCUAGAAGCUAUCGGGUUGCCCACCAAUGAUCUCUCCCUUAUCCUGGCUGUCGAUUGGCUUGUCGACCGCACAUGCACGGUGCUCAACGUGGAGGGCGACGCCUUCGGAGCCGGCCUCCUGCAGUGCUUCGUAGACCGCACGUCCAAACCGGAAGAAGCGGAGCUGACGGACCUCAAAAAGGACGCCGCCGAUAACCCUGAGCACUCGCCGCUUAUGAAGAAGGCAGGCGGCCCGGGUUACGAAGCGAGCAACAACACUACUGAGUCGCACGGGGAUAAAGAUUCUGUCAUGUAGAAGGUACAAAAAGCUGCUAGACCCGGUUCUGUUAAAACACUCCCGCGGAAGCUGAACGCGGACAGUGCGGACCUUUUUGUCAGCCGUUGUGGCACGAGGAUGAUGGAUACUUUUCAAAACCGUUGUAAGCAGCAACGCUGUCAGAACAGUAAUGACGUGGAGGACUAACGAGGUAAUUUAUUGGCGAUUGAAGACAGGUAAGCCACAAAGAUGGAUGAGCAUCAGGACAGUUUGCCAAGGUUUUCAUCAUCUUCAUCCCAUAACGUCAUCUAAAUGGUUCAUUUAAUGUACAUUGUGUGUUGUGGCGGGUACCUAACUGCUCCUUCUUAUGGUUUCUUCUCAAACGGGAGUUUUAGGUACACUACCGUUCAAAAGUUUGGGGUCACAUUAAAAUGUCCUUAUUUUUGAAGGAAAAGCACUGUACUUUUCAAUGAAGAUAACUUUAAACUAGUCUUAACUUUAAAGAAAUACACUCUAUACAUUGCUAAUGUGGUAAAUGACUAUUCUAGCUGCAAAUGUCUGGUUUUUGGUGCAAUAUCUACAUAGGUGUAUAGAGGCCCAUUUCCAGCAACUAUCACUCCAGUGUUCUAAUGGUACAAUGUGUUUGCUCAUUGGCUCAGAAGGCUGAUUGAUGAUUAGAAAACCCUUGUGCAAUCAUGUUCACACAUCUGAAAACAGUUUUGCUCGUGACAGAAGCUACAAAACUGACCUUCCUUUGAGCAGAUUGAGUUUCUGGAGCAUCACAUUUGUGGGGUCAAUUAAACGCUCAAAAUGGCCAGAAAAAGAGAACUUUCAUCUGAAACUCAACAGUCUAUUCUUGUACUUAGAAAUGAAGGCUAUUCCACAAAAUUGUUUGGGUGACCCCAAACUUUUGAACGGUAGUGUAUAUAAAAACCAAACAUAACAUUUAUAUUCUUACACCAAAUGCAAUACUUUGCAAAGUACCUCAGCGCUAUUACUGCAACACCUCAGGCUGUACUCUGACUUGAAGACUAUUCUUUUUCUCCUUCAGACCAAAAAACAAAGAAAAUCCCCAUUGAAAUUUUUAUAUUUAUUUAUAUCUCUAGUCCAUAUUUUUACUCUAGCAUUUUAGCACAUGAGUUAGAAAGCACAAAUUUUUAUCAAGCAAGGGCUCAACUUGGGGAUGUUAGGAUGACAAUCUUUUGGAAAAUCACUCUGGUGCUUUGUGAGAAUAUAGAAACUUUAUUGACCUCAAAGGUUCUAGGGUUUAUAUUUUGCUAAAUCCAAAGAUUUUUGCUUGAAGAUUUCCAAAUAUAUUUUUUUGCUGUUUAGGUUAUGUAAGAAGAUCUUAAUUUAAUCCCAUACAAUAAUUACGGGGACUAACUUUCAACUUGUCUGUUUGGGUCUAUAAGGUGCUUCCACUUGCCUGUCAUUUAUUUUCUCAAUUUUUUUUCUAAUAUCUUAGGAGGGGAGCACUACUUUUCAUCUUGCGUUCUGUUUUAUUGUAGAAAAUCAUAUUAAAGUGGGUUACGAGCCAAAUGACACACCGCAAGCGUUUAAAUACGACAAACUGAGGUCGUUCGUCUGGUCAUUAUCACUGCUGCCAUUAAAUGGGGUUUUCGUUAAGUUGAAUGGUUCCGUUAAAGUUGAAUGUUUAUAUUUGAGGUACUGUCAACAAUUCUCAACAAUACAUUUUUUAUGACUAAUCAAUGCCUCAGCCUUGUUUUUAUUUAAGGAAAUAUGGUUCACUAUCAUAGACUACUUACAGUAGGCUAUAUGAAUGUGUAGUUAUGUGCAUACUCUGCUGUUUAUACAUAUGAUGCAAUGGAACAGGAUACAGUAUAUAGGGUGACAGGUGCAAGGCUGCUUCAUGGAAUUAGGACGCACAUCCCCCUCCCACACCCACACACUUGCCAGACAUGCAGUGGCAUCCAAUAUACUGUACUCCGCAGGUUCUACUGUAGAUGUGCUGCACCACCUAGUGGCAGCUCAGUGUAUGUGCACACAUUCUUCACAAAUGUCC
Messenger RNA from Entelurus aequoreus (snake pipefish), 3677 nucleotides. RefSeq names its product neutral amino acid transporter B(0)-like. Gene Ontology annotation, cellular component: plasma membrane. Lineage: Eukaryota; Metazoa; Chordata; Actinopteri; Syngnathiformes; Syngnathidae. Gene Ontology annotation, biological process: L-aspartate import across plasma membrane. Bases 98 to 1693 code for a protein of 531 amino acids. Gene Ontology annotation, molecular function: neutral L-amino acid transmembrane transporter activity; L-aspartate transmembrane transporter activity; symporter activity. The transcript has 8 exons. The record is from RefSeq and is a predicted model, not a curated record.